This is a messenger RNA of Branchiostoma belcheri (Belcher's lancelet), 1068 nucleotides long. Its product is annotated as calcium-dependent protein kinase 29-like. The transcript has 7 exons. Gene Ontology annotation, cellular component: cytoplasm; nucleus. NCBI's taxonomy places the organism in Eukaryota, Metazoa, Chordata, Leptocardii, Amphioxiformes, Branchiostomatidae. The record is from RefSeq and is a predicted model, not a curated record. Bases 172 to 1068 code for a protein of 298 amino acids. Gene Ontology annotation, molecular function: protein serine/threonine kinase activity; ATP binding. Gene Ontology annotation, biological process: protein phosphorylation; mitotic DNA damage checkpoint signaling.
AGUAUAUUGAAGAUAACGGAAUGAUUCCCAUGUCUGCACACACUGACUGGCGCGUGUAAUGGCCACACAAGGUCACCAGCUGCACGUAGAUGGCCUUUACAAGUCCCGAGUCAGUGUCUGAACGUAACUGGGACGGACGGCCAUGUUUGGGAUGUGUGACCCGCGUGGUGAAUGUUGUCCUCGGUUCAUGUGGGCUCGGCAACAGCCAUGUCGUCUGUCCCUGGCCGGAAGAGAGAAGUUGAGGAAGACGACAUCUUAGACUGGUUCGGUUGGGACUUCGACGAUCUGAAGAGUAAUCCGAACAUCGCGCUGGGCGCAGUGGCGGACACGAGUGACUUUUCAGGGUUUGACAAGGUUCUGUACAUGGCAAGUAACGCGCUGAUACUGAAGGGAACACGCAGAGGGAGGGAGGUGGCCCUCAAGGUCUCGCGAGACAACGAGAACGCGUGGAACGAGAUCGCGGCCCUCACGGCCAUGGAAGGAGAGAACCACUGCGUGGAGGCCCUCAGCUGGUACACGGUAACGACGUGGGGAAACGACGGGGUAGGAGAGGUCCACACCAUCCCCGUCAUGUCCAGCUCAGGUGAACUCAGGGACUACAUGGAACAGCUUCUGGAGGCAAUUCGGCACAUCCACAAGCGCAGCUGGGUCCACCUGGACAUCAAGCCGUCCAACAUCCUGGUGGAGGAGAAACAGAACGGCAGAAGUCUGACUCUCAUCGACUUCGACGUCGCCCUCAAGUUAGACCAGGCCCUCCGUGCGAACAUCCAGUACGGGACGCCAUUCUUCCAGCCGCCGGAGGUCCGGACGGGCGACCAGGCACGUCUGUCCGCCAAGGCCGACAUCUACUCCGCCGGGAUCACCUUCGCCCUGGUGGCCAGCUGUGCCCAUCCCUCCGCAGACUCCCUGGUCCUUGACGUUGACGACCCGUCUAUCCUGAUUAAGCGAUGUGAAGACUCUCCCAUCCUGAGCGGAAAGGGACUAAAGUUAGUCCGCGCCAUGACGCACCCAGACCCGACCAGACGACCCACCGCGCUCGCCGCUCUACAGCACUCCUACUUUUCGUAA